Messenger RNA from Diorhabda sublineata, 2582 nucleotides. RefSeq names its product surfeit locus protein 6 homolog (gene Surf6). Bases 106 to 993 code for a protein of 295 amino acids. Gene Ontology annotation, cellular component: nucleolus. Lineage: Eukaryota; Metazoa; Arthropoda; Insecta; Coleoptera; Chrysomelidae. Gene Ontology annotation, biological process: ribosomal large subunit biogenesis; ribosomal small subunit biogenesis. The transcript has 2 exons. Gene Ontology annotation, molecular function: RNA binding; DNA binding. The record is from RefSeq and is a predicted model, not a curated record.
GAAACAAACUCCACUCUUACAUUUUAGAUGAACGCACUUUACGUACAUGUGUUAAAUUAUUAGGUUAUAUUUUUAUAAUUUAACGGUUGUUAUAUGUAAUUUAAAAUGCAAUUAAAAGACAAUAUGGACAUUAAAAGUUUGGAACAGUGCUUAAAAAUUGAAAACAACUUCAUAACAGACUUAUUGAAAAAAUCUUGUAUUCCAGAAAGAAAAGAUUUUGGAAUAAGUGACGAUGAAGAUUUAGAUACAAAUUCAAAAUUGCCUUUCAAAUCAGCUCAAAAUAAAACAUCGAGAGCUAAGUCACUGAUUGAACUUCAACAAAGAUUAGAUGCUAUAAGAGGCAAGAAGAAACAAACAUAUAAGGAAAAAUUAACAAAAAAAGGUUUAAAGAAUCGAUUAAAGAAGAAAUCCCAGCAGGAUCAAAGGAAUGCUGAGAAGAAAUUACAAAGAGCUGCUAAACAAGCAUUAAAAGUAGAAGUAAAAAGUGAAGAAGGUGAUACAGAAGAAAAAAAACCCACGUUAGAACAUAACCCAAAGAAACCAAUUUUUAAUAAAGAGGAUAAAAUUGUAUUUUCAAAAUUCGAUUUUGAUAAUCUUGGUAAGCAUAAAAAACCCAAACAAGAAAAAGAUCCAAAAAAGUUGCUUAAGAAAUUAGAAAACGAAAAUGAAACUAUACAGAAAUUGAAAGAAAGUGGUGAUGCUGAAAAGGCAAUAGAAAUUAAGGAGAAAUCGCAAUGGAAAAAUGCUUUAGCAAAAGCUGAAGGUCAGAAAGUCAAAGAUGAUCCGCAUUUAUUAAUAAAAAGUGUCAAAAAACAAGAACAAAAACAAAGGUCCAGUAAAAAGAAAUGGGAAAAAAGAAUAGAAAAAGUAGAAAAAGCUAAGAAAGAAAAACAAAUGAAGAGAACAGAAAAUAUUCAAAAGAGGAAAAAGGAAAAGAAGAACAAAAAACUUCAAAAGGCUGUAAAAAAAGGAAAAGUUAUUGCUGGUUUCUAAAAUGUCUCACCAAUGUUGAUUUUUUUCAAUUCUAAUUAUUAGUAUUUUUCAUAUGAAUUUUUUUAUAUGUUGAUAUAAAUAAUUUGUUAUAUUUAUCUUAUAUUCACCUCAUUCAAUUUCCAUAUUUCCAAAUACCCAAUGAACUGAUAAUAUCAUUUAACACUAUAUCUGAGAAGUCCUCUGAUAUGGUACAGAAAAAAUAAAAAAAUACUGUCCAGUUAAUUUACUUUCAUGAGAUUAGAAAUGAUUACUAUUGCUUUGAAGAAUAACCAUUCCAGGAACUAUUUCCCUAUGACAACAGCAAACGAAUUUAGUUUUAACCUGGCAUACUCCAAUUAACUUUAAAAUGCUAUAUCAAUGGGCUAACAUACACAAGCUUCGCAAGUUGUCGAGUAUCUUCGUUUUAGUCUUGUCUAUGUGCAGCAACGUGCUUAUUUCAGUAUACAGUGAACUGUCGUAAUAUAUAUGCAUGUUUAUUACCGGCUCCACCUCACACCCCACGGUACGUUUAGUGUUUAUAAAUAGUUUGGUGUCAUACCCCACCAUAUCUUCUAUUUAUUUUAUUCAGUAUGUCUAAUGAAGAGGAACAAAAGCGUCUAUUGAAGUUAUGGGAGGAAACAGAACCUUGUUCAAACAUAGAAUCGGGCUCAGAGCAGAAGACUAUGUAAGUGAGAUCUGCAGGCUCAGACACUGAACAAGAAAUAAAUGAAGAUGAUAUACAUGAAUCUGAGGAACACGAUAAUGAUUUUAUUGGCAUAUAUGGCUUAAGAAAUACAAAAACUUAAGGUAAUAACAAGAUCUGAAAAUACAAUUAUUCAUUUUCUAAAGAAUAUGACUUUAGAUGAACUGAAAGCUCUGCUAGGGGAGGCAAAAUUUAGACGAUGUAUGGUCCACUGAUGGCUUGGGAGUUUAUAUUUACAGAGCAACAAUGUGCCAAAAGAGGUUCAGCUUAUUACUUCAAUGUUUACGAUUUGAUAACAACGCCGAGAGGAAAGGAAACGUUUGCCCCUAUAAGAGCAAUAUUUGACCUUUUUGUGGAAAAUUGCUUAGAGGUCUACACUCCAAACGAAUAUCUUACAAUUGAUGAAGAAUUGGAAGCAUUUAGAGGACGUUUUAGUUCCCACUAAUUCAUAUCUUCUUCAGUAGGACCAAUUCUAUGUCAACUGCUAAUUGGCGACUAGGAAGCAUAUCUAUUUUACAAUCCUUGUAAUCUUCAUCCCACAAUUCUUCAUCAGUAAGAGAACUUGGGUCGGGGGUUCAAUGUCUAUUGAGUCCACUGGUAACUCAUCAGAAUAUACAAUUUGAAGAGCUUCCUCUAAAGAAGAGAGCGCCUGAAAAGAAAAAUGUGAAAAAAUUGUCUAUUAUUUUAAAUCGAAACUUUGCGUGCCUUAUGACUACUCAUCAGACAUAAUAUACAUCCAAGUAAAUAUAUAUGCUGCCAUAUAUCCAAUCUUUCCUAAGUUUUUUUGAAAUUCGCGCUGUAAAAUUAUAUAUUUACUGUGGCCAUUUGGCAAUACUAGGCCUUGACGAAGUAAGUGAAUUAAAAAAUCUACUCUACACAUGUAUCAGGUUAAAUAUGAAUAGUGAUA